UGUCUCCCAAUUCCAAUAGCAUGAAAGGAGGUGCUUAGUCUUUCUCUCUCCCAAAAGCCUUUUAAGUAUUCUGUUCGUCCCUCUGUGUUUCUGUGUGUUUCAGCCUCUGCAGAUUGAGUUGAUUUUCCAUAGAAACUCCAUAGCCAUGGACAAUGACUUAAAAGAGAAGCUGAUUGGUUCAGAAAAGGAAGAGUUGGGUGAGUUCAAAGGAAGCAUUUCUGAAGAAUCAAAGAAAAUAUGGAGGAUUGCAUUGCCUGGUAUUAUUUCAAGAGUGGCUUCAUUUGGAACAGUAGUUGUUACUCAGUCAUUCAUUGGACACAUAAGUGCAGUUGAUCUUGCUGGCUAUGCACUCGUUCAAACCUUAAGCGUUCGAUUCGUAAAUGGAAUACUGCUAGGAAUGUCAAGUGCAACGGAAACUCUAUGCGGGCAAGCAUUUGGAGCGAAACAGUACCAUAUGAUGGGCAUUUUCUUGCAAAGAUCAUGGCUAGUGGAUCUCAUCACACUAACAAUCUUACUACCUGUUUUUAUCUUAGCAACACCAAUAUUUAAACUACUUGGCGAGGAAGAAGCUAUUGCGAAAUCUGCUGGAUAUAUUUCUCUGUGGUUCAUCCCAUUUGUUUAUAGUCUCUUUUUUUCCUUAACGAUCCAAAUGUAUCUACAAGCACAACAAAAGAACCUGAUAAUUGCAUGGCUAUCCACUUUGCAAUUUGUAAUGCACAUUCCCUUGUCUUGGCUUUUUGUCUAUAAAUUGAAUUGGGGGGUUUCUGGCGCCAUGGGAGCACUCUGCAUAUCUUCGUGGUCUCUUGUCGUUGGAGAAUUUGUAUACAUUUUUGGCGGUUGGUGCCCCGAGACAUGGAAGGGAUUCACUACAGCUGCAUUAAAGGAUGUGUUUCCAGUUGUGAAACUUUCAAUAUCUUCUGGUGUUAUGGUUUGCUUAGAGUUAUGGUACUCUGCCAUUCUGGUAUUACUAGCAGGAUACAUGCAAAAUGCAAAGGUUUAUAUAUCUGCCUUUUCUAUUUGCCUUAAUAUUACUGCAUGGGAAUUAAUGAUUAGCUUUGGCAUGAUGGGUGCUGCAUGCGUUCGUGUUGCAAAUGAACUCGGGAGAGGAGAUGCGAAGGCUGUAAAAUUUUCAAUUAAAGUCUUAACGAGUACUUCAGUAUUGAUAGGGCUAUUCUUUUGGAUUCUUUGCUUAGUAUUUGGCAAUAAAAUCGGGUAUUUGUUCACGAAUGACGAAGAGGUUGCAAGUAGUGUUACUGAUCUUUCUAUACUACUUGCUUUCUCAGUGUUGCUAAAUAGCAUCUUUCCGAUAUUCUCAGGGGUGGCAAUUGGAGCAGGUUUACAAACAACAGUUGCAAUUAUUAAUGUUGUUUGCUUCUAUAUUAUUGGAAUACCAAUUGGAGCUUUACUUGGAUAUCUGACUCAUCUUCAAGUUAAGGGCAUAUGGAUUGGGAUGUUGUGUGGGGUGCUCGCCGAGACAUUUGCAUUAAGCUUCAUGACAUGGAGAACAAAUUGGGAUCAACAGGUAUUUAAAUCUUCAUCGCGCCUCCAAAAGUGGUACUUAAAGUCUUCUGAUGAGAUUGAUCUGAAGUCUGAACUUGCUUGAAGAACAACUAUCAUUGAUUUUUACAAAAAUUUUGUGCCAAAUCUCAUUCUUUUUAUGUUUAAUUGUUAAGAACAUUUGCAUUGCUCGUGCCUUAUGACAGUAUUAUUUUUUAUGUGGAACAUCAUAGCGUCCUUGUCGAACAAAAAUUAAACAGUCUUUCGAUCGUGUAAUUCUUGCAUCUAUAUAGUUUGAAUUUUGUUUCACCUUUCAUCAA
Messenger RNA from Olea europaea var. sylvestris, 1817 nucleotides. Its product is annotated as protein DETOXIFICATION 24-like. Gene Ontology annotation, molecular function: xenobiotic transmembrane transporter activity; antiporter activity. The record is from RefSeq and is a predicted model, not a curated record. Gene Ontology annotation, cellular component: membrane. Gene Ontology annotation, biological process: xenobiotic detoxification by transmembrane export across the plasma membrane. Bases 146 to 1603 code for a protein of 485 amino acids. The transcript has 9 exons. Lineage: Eukaryota; Viridiplantae; Streptophyta; Magnoliopsida; Lamiales; Oleaceae.